This is a messenger RNA of Hydractinia symbiolongicarpus, 819 nucleotides long. RefSeq lists its product as uncharacterized. The transcript has 3 exons. The record is from RefSeq and is a predicted model, not a curated record. NCBI's taxonomy places the organism in Eukaryota, Metazoa, Cnidaria, Hydrozoa, Anthoathecata, Hydractiniidae. The coding region runs from base 53 to 484 and encodes 143 amino acids.
AUUAUGACUUGCUUGAAGUUUUGGUUGAAGUAGGGGGGAAGGUUGAAGUAAAAUGGAGUUUACUAUCUUAUUGUUGGUCUUAUUGUAUUUACCAUCUGGAGCUGGUUUGACAUGUUAUUCAUGCCGUUCAUCCAACAAAAUGAAUUGUAUAGCAAAACAGAAGGAAGGACAAUGUCGACGUCGUACGGACAUAUGUGUGACGAUGGAAUUUACCCAAGUUGUAUAUUUAUCGGCAAAGACGACAAAAGUGAUAAGUGGAUAUCGCAAGCAUUGUGCGUCAAGAAGAUUCAAUUGUAAAUCUUACUGUAGCAGGAGAUUAGAAAUGGGAUACGCAACAUGCAAGGCUAAAUGCUGUACACGGAAUCUUUGUAAUAAAUUUACAACGAAAAUGGUGAAAUAUGGAAGCUCAAACAGUGGUAACACUAAACAUUGGAGUGCAGUUAUGUUAUUUACAGCACUACUCUGGAAACAGCUGGCCAACUGAAUUCUAUUUUUUCCUGAAUUGGUUGACUACAUAAUUUGUUUUGAUUUUUGUAAAAUUAGUUCAGCUUUUUAGUUUGUUUGUUGAUGCUUAAGUAUGUUGAUAAAACUGUGGUAAUCUAAUAUUUUUCUUUCUUCUCUCAAUUCUUCUUCAUCUGUUUGUCGCGUUACAAAUUAUGAAGAAUAACAUGUAGCAAUUAUUUCUAAUUUCUUGCCUGUAAUUAAUUUUUUAAUAAUUAUAUAUUUCGUAAAUUUAGUUACUUUGGUUUAAUGUCUUCCUUGUACCUAUAUGUACUACAAACUUUAUGUAAAAUAUUUACAAUGAAGAUGAAAGAUGUA